Molecule: messenger RNA, 1090 nt
Organism: Molossus molossus (Pallas's mastiff bat)
Lineage: Eukaryota; Metazoa; Chordata; Mammalia; Chiroptera; Molossidae
Product: actin cytoskeleton-regulatory complex protein pan1-like
Exons: 1
Coding region: 6-1007 (333 amino acids)
Source: RefSeq, a predicted model, not a curated record
CCUCAAUGCCCCCUCCUAAGUCCCCACCUCUGGAGGGGACAGGGCUGGCCGGGCGGACUUGGAAAUCCACAGGACAAGGAAACAAGAGAACGGUGGCCAAGUGGGCCCCGGGAAGCCCCCUACUUCAGAGGCAAGGGGUGGGUGGGCUUGGCCCCCUGCCCCCUUCCCACCCAGGAGCUCCCCCUCCACACACUCUCCAUCUGCAGGGGAACUCGGUGCUAAGUGCUGGUGCUUUCAUCUUCCUGGGGGAGGGAGGAGGGAAGGGCGGCCCCUCGGGAAGCCCCUCCCCGGGGCCCUCUGAAAAUGGUGCAGACACUUGCUGGGCAGUCCCACCUCCCCCUGCCCACCAGGACCCACCCCUGGCUGCGGUCCAGUUGGUACCCAAGCAUCAAAAACCUCAGGCUGGAUUCGGUCACACCAUCUCUUGGCCCCUGGGCCCCUUUUCCCCUCACCAAUCACUAUUCCCCAUGUCUGGGGCACCUUCAGAUCAGAAGAACCCCAACAGGAAUAGCCCUCUUUCUCUUGUGGAAUUCAUCCGCCCAUCUGUCCAUCCAUCCUUGUCCUCAGUUGACCGCCUGGCACCACUAGCUGGCCCGGUACCCCCACCGUCAACCUGGUUAACCUGUCAUGGCAGCCUGUGCCCUGCCUUCGUCCCACCACACAUACCCCUACAAAGGGGCCGGGGUGUGAGGGGCUGUGCCAGCUGGGGCGGCAGGAAUCUCCUCCCGAACAUGGGUCCCCCCCACGCAGUACUGUAUCCCCCGUCCCUCCCUCGAGCCACUGUACUUCACAGCAUUUCCCGUCCCUGCCCCGCCCAUCUCUUUGUGUCUCGCUGUGAUAGAUCAAUAAAUAUUUUAUUUUUUGUCCUGGAUAUUUGGGGAUUUUUUUUUUAUUGUUUAUGUUUUCUCUUGGUUUUAUUUUUGUGGUUGAUUGAAAACAAUUUUUUUUUUUCUGAUCUGGGGAGCUAUAUUCCCAGUAGAAAAUUCAUUUUAAUCACUUUGGUAUAACUCUGGAUGAAACACAUUUUUUUUUAAAAUAAGAAAAGAGAAUUAACUGCUUCAAAAAAGACUAAUAAAUAAAAACAUUUUAA